CGUGGGAGAGAAGGGAGGGUUGGGGGAAGUGUGGAAAACCAGAACUCAAGCGGCUGCCGCCUGAGGCAGAUUUAGUGGGAAGAGAAGUAGAGGGGAGGAAAAGAGUGGAGGGGUGAGGUGAGGAGGGUAUCUGGGUGGCUGCUCCAGGGCGGCAUAAAGUUCUUCGCGAUGUGGCUGAAGCCCGAGGAAGUGCUCCUGAAAAAUGCGCUGAAGCUGUGGAUGAUGGAAAGGUCCAAUGACUACUUCGUGCUGCAGCGGCGUCGGGGCUACGGGGAGGAAGGCGGCGGGGGACUCACAGGACUUUUGGUUGGGACUCUUGAUUCAGUCUUAGACUCUACUGCAAAAGUAGCUCCAUUUCGCAUUCUACAUCAGACACCAGAUUCUCAAGUUUACCUGUCAAUUGCAUGUGGAGCCGACAGAGAAGAAAUAACCAAACAUUGGGAGUGGUUAGAAGAAAAUAUCAUGAAGACCUUAUCUGUGUUCGAUUCAAAUGAAGAUAUUACUAAUUUUGUACAAGGAAAGAUAAGAGGAUUAAUUGCUGAAGAGGGAAAACAUUCUUUUGCAAAAGAAGACGAUCCUGAAAAAUUUCGAGAAGCCCUUUUGAAAUUUGAAAAAUGUUUUGGUUUGCCAGAGCAGGAAAAGUUAGUUACCUAUUACUCGUGCAGUUAUUGGAAAGGAAGAGUUCCUUGUCAAGGUUGGCUAUAUCUUAGCACCAAUUUUCUGAGCUUCUAUUCUUUUUUGUUAGGAUCAGAAAUAAAACUCAUUAUCUCCUGGGAUGCAGUCUCAAAACUUGAAAAGACUUCAAAUGUCAUACUGACAGAGAGUAUUCAUGUGUGUUCCCAAGGGGAGAAUCACUACUUUUCGAUGUUUUUGCAUAUUAACCAAACAUACCUUCUUAUGGAACAACUGGCAAACUAUGCUAUAAAAAGAAUUUUUGAUAAAGAAACAUUUGAUAAUGACCCAGUCCUUGAUGAUCCUCUACAAAUCACUAAAAGAGGUCUGGAAAACCGAGCCCACAGUGAGCAAUUUAAUGCUUUUUUUAGGCUGCCCAAAGAAGAGACUUUGAAAGAAGUACAUGAAUGUUUCUUAUGGGUACCAUUCAGCCACUUCAACACUCAUGGAAAAAUGUGCCUAUCGGAAAACUAUAUCUGCUUUGCUAGCCACGAUGGCAACCUGUGUAGUGUAAUCAUUCCAUUACGAGAGGUCUUAGCUAUAGAUAAGACAAAUGAUUCCAGCAAAUCUGUCAUCAUUAGCGUCAAAGGAAAAACAGCUUUUCGCUUCAGUGAAGUAAAAGAAUUUGAGCAAUUGGUGGCAAAACUCAGGCUCAAGUGUGGGGCAACUUCAACUCAAUAUCACGAUAUUAGCACAGAGGUUCCUAUUAGUUCUGAUUCUAUAGACCCAUCUGAUGAUACCGACGUACAGUCUUUGACAUGUCAGAGAGAAUGCAGCAACACUGUGAACACUGAAGCUUUAAUGACAGUAUUUCACCCUCAGAAUUUGGAGACUCUUGAUUCCAAAAUGUUGAAAGAAAAGAUGAAGGAACAGUCCUGGAACAUUCUAUUUUCAGAAUGUGGACGUGGUGUUAGCAUGUUUCGGACCAAAAAGACUCGAGAUCUGGUUGUAAGAGGGAUUCCAGAGACCUUAAGAGGAGAGCUCUGGAUGCUUUUUUCAGGUGCUGUUAAUGACAUGGCUGCUAAUCCUGGCUAUUAUGCUGAAGUGGUUGAGCAGUCCUUAGGGACCUACAACUUGGCUACUGAAGAAAUUGAACGUGAUUUGCGUCGCUCCCUGCCUGAGCAUCCAGCUUUUCAGAGUGACACUGGUAUAUCUGCUCUGAGGCGGGUACUUACUGCUUAUGCAUUCAGAAAUCCCAAAAUUGGAUACUGCCAGGCAAUGAAUAUUUUGACUUCAGUGUUGCUUCUGUAUGCAAAAGAGGAAGAGGCUUUUUGGCUUCUGGUUGCUGUAUGUGAACGAAUGUUACCUGAUUAUUUUAAUCGUCGAAUCAUUGGUGCCUUGGUGGAUCAGGCAGUCUUUGAAGAACUUAUCAGAGAUCACCUUCCCCAGCUGACUGAACAUAUGACUGAUAUGACAUUCUUUUCCUCAAUUUCUCUCUCAUGGUUCCUCACACUUUUUAUUAGUGUGCUACCUAUUGAAAGUGCAGUGAAUGUGGUGGACUGUUUCUUCUAUGAUGGAAUAAAGGCCAUUUUACAACUGGGAUUGGCAAUACUUGACUAUAACUUAGACAAACUGCUGGCAUGUAAAGAUGAUGCUGAAGCCGUGACAGCUUUGAAUAGGUUCUUCAACAAUGUCACUAAUAAGGAUAGCCCACUGCCGUCAAGUGUGCAGCAGGGUUCAAAUGUAAGUGAUGAAAAAAGCAGUCAUAUUAGAGUGGAUAUUACAGAUUUGAUUAGAGAAUCUAAUGAGAAAUAUGGUAAUAUUUGCUAUGAAAAUAUACACAGCAUGCGCUGUCGAAACAGGUUGUAUGUGAUACAGACCCUAGAGGAAACGACAAAGCAGAAUGUGUUGCGUGUUGUAUCACAAGACGUGAAGUUGAGCCUGCAUGAACUGGAUGAACUUUAUGUCAUCUUUAAGAAAGAGUUAUUUUUUUCUUAUUAUUGGUGUUUGAGUUCUCCAGUAUUGAAGCACCAUGAUCCCAGUCUGCCAUAUUUGGAGCAGUAUCAGAUUGACUGCCAGCAGUUCAGAGUGUUGUAUCACUUGUUGAGUCCCUGGGCUCAUUCUGCAAAUAGAGAUUCACUAGCUUUAUGGACAUUCAGAUUGUUGGAUGAAAACUCCGACUGCCUUAUCAACUUCAAAGAAUUCUCCUCUGCAAUUGAUAUAAUGUACAAUGGAAGUUUUACUGAGAAGCUUAAGCUGCUUUUUAAGCUGCAUAUUUCUCCAGCUUAUACUGAAGUGCAGUAUAAAGACCCUUCAAAGGGAGAUGAACUUUCCAAGGAAGAAUUGCUGUACUUCAGUCAACUCCAUGUUUCCAAGCCUGCAAAGGAGAAGGAAGCAAAGUCAGCAAAAAACAGCCCUGAAAAAGAAAAAGAAAAAGUCAAUAUUCAAGCAUAUCUAAGUCAAUGGCAAGAUGAGCUUCUAAAAAAAGAAGAAAACAUUAAAGAUUUACCAAGAAUGAAUCAGUCACAAUUUAUCCAGUUUUCAAAGACACUAUAUAACUUAUUUCAUGGGGACCCUGAAGAAGAGUCAUUAUAUCAAGCCAUUGCUGUUGUAACCAGCCUUUUGCUCAGGAUGGAAGAGGUUGGAAGGAAACUCCAUAGCCCUACAUCUGCAAUGAAAGGACUGUCUGGUGCAGUCUGUGUUUCUGGAGUACCCAGUGAGGGGCAGGCAGAGAAACCCCUGGAAAAAGAACCCUCCUCGCCCAGGGAAGAACCUCAGUGGUCAUUUGCGUUUGAACAGAUUCUUGCCUCUUUGUUGAAUGAACCAGCAUUGGUGAAGUUUUUUGAGAAAUCCAUAGAUCUAAAAGCCAAACUAGAAAAUGCGAAAACCUCUCAGUUAAGUUCUAGAACCAAGAAGUAAAGCUCUUAACAGGCAUUUAACCAAGAUUUCUUAUAACCGUCAGCUUGAUUCCUGGAAAUAGGGAUCAGGGAUUUAUCUUGUCACCAAUGUAUUUUAAGGUUAAAAAGAAGAUAUUGUAAGCACAAUGAUUUAUUCCUUUGGGGUAAUAUCUAAUUUUGAUAUUCUAUAAUUCGAAUAUACUUUUUAUAUUUCCCAAGACAUGCAGUAUCGGGGGGAGUAUGCUAAAUGUCACCACCAGAGGGCACCACCAUAUCACUUUUAGUAAGGAAAUAACUAGUUUGUGCUGCUAUUUACAUAUGAAUGAGUAAUGAUUUUUGAAAAUGUGGUGUUAUGUUUGAGUAUUAGUGAUGCUGACAUGCCAUAACGAUAAAUCUUACUUUCCAAAUUGCCUCAGUCCUAUUACAGUGCUUUAGAAAAUCAGACUCUUAGAUCUGUAGCCUUAAUUAUCUAUAAGAUUACCAUAUGGGAACCUCAUUUUCAAGUUAUCUAAUGAAAUAAUAUUAACUUCUUAAAGUUAAUCUCAUUCAGUCUUCUAGUAUUACGUGUUUUUUUUUUUAAGUAAAUUCUACCUUCUCCUUAACCUGAGCAGUUCAGAAGCUACUGGCACACUUCCAGCUCUGUUACUGACAAAAAUAAAAAACUCAAAUACUGGGCUGAUAUGAGGAAAAACUAUAUUGGAUUUGGAUUUGAGCUGGUUAAAAUGAGCCAAUUCAGAAGGGUAAAUAUACAGUUAACUGUGUACAGGUCUCUCAUUGGACUGAGAAGUUACUUGAAAUUCCAAGCAUUGCUCUUUGUGGUAUUUUUCUCAGAGUAGUUUGGUUCUAAUUUUAGAUUUUGGAUUUUCACCAGUCAUAUUUUAAGUUAUAGUAUAUAGCUUGAAUUAUUGUAUUAGUCUGACGAGUUCAUAAAGUAUACAGGCAUACCUUGAUUUAUUGCACUUUGCUUGACUGUGCUCCACAGAUACUACAGUUUUUUGUCUUCUUCUUUUUUUUUUUUUUUCUGCCACUACAUGAUUUGUGACUGGUGGGCUUGUGGGAUCCAGGCUUACAGGAUGGUAGUUCCCCACAGGGAUUGAACCCAGGCCCUUGGCAGUAAAAGUGCAGAGUCCUAACCACUGGAUCACCAGAAAGUUCCCACAGAUACUAUAUUGGAAAUGAAGGCUUGUGGCAACACUGCAUUGAGCAAGUCUAAUCAGUGCCAUUUUUCCAACAGCAUUUGCUCAGUGUCUCUGUCACGUUUUGGUGAUUCUCACAAUAUUUGGAACUUUUUCAUUAUUAUUAUGUUUGUCAUGGUGAUCCGUGAUCAGUGAUCUUUAAUGUUACUAAUGCAACUCACUGAAGGCUCAUAUGAUGGCUAGCAUUUUUUAGUGGUAAAAUAGUUUUAAUUAAAGUUUGUUCCUUUUUUACACGUAAUGCUAUUAUUGUACACUUAAUAGACUACACUAUAGUGUAAACAUAACUCUUGUAUGCCCUGGGAAACCAAAAAAUUCAUGUGACUCGCUUUAUUGCAAUAUUUGCUUCUAUCCCAGUGAUCUGGAACCAAACCUGCAACAUCCAAGGUAUGCCUGUACUUGUGCAUAAGGAUUGUUAAGAUAAUGUAUAGAAUUUUGGCAUCUAUCUAAAAAGCUGUAAUUUAUCUGAUUUAAAUGUGUAAUUUCUAUAUACUUUAUGCUGCUUAUAUUUCAGUCAUUACAGUGAAAGUUCAUUUAGAGAUAAUGGGCUUUGUUAGCACUUUAAAGAGAAAAAAAAAACAUAGCUGUCUGAUAUUCUGUGCUGUUUCUGAUAAAAACAAUUUAUAAAUCAGUUGAUUUGGAAAACUCAGAAGAAGGCAUCCAUUGGAACUUCUUUCUUCACAAAAGACUUUGGUUUUAAACCUUUUGACUUUUCGGAUUUGAAAUCAUGAGAAGGCAGACAUCCUUUAAGAAUGACCCAAGAAGUCUCCCUUUGUGGAAAAGAAUUGGUAUAAUCAGCUUUUGGCAAGAAUCCACUGUGAACAAGGCUUAACCCAGAGGGUUUCAUCACCACAAAAUGUGUUAUUUUCAGAGGGAUUCAAGAAUUUUCAAGUUGACCCCUUGAAAAUUUUUGUAAAUUGGACUUGGCCAAACACUUACUAGUAAUGUCUUUAAAAUGAUUUUGUCAGCUUUGUCUUUUCAAGGAAAUUACCACUUAAAGAGAUAAUUGCUAAAUAAACAUCUGUGCCUUUUCUCAGAAAUGAUUUGCCUGAAAUGUGUCCAAAUUUUAGAGUUCAGUUAAUAGUUUGUAUGUGAACUAUCACACAUCUGCUUUUAAGCAAUGAUUGUUAUACUGUAGUAGCUCUAUAAGACACAAGGCUCUAUGCUUAUAUUCAAAUGCACUGUUGCACAUUGUUCAAUAUUUUGUCAGUCGUAUUUACAAAAAAAGAUACUUUCUUAAGAGCAUAUGUUAUUGAUAUUUGAUAUGAUUUUAAAAUCAGAAUAUUGAAGAUUACUUAGUAUUGUAUUUUAGCCUAGAUUAGUUAAAAUUGAGCACCUAAAGAGAUUUUUGAGUUGCAAAAAGAUUAUAAAUGCAAGUUAAAAAGACAAACAUUUAUUUUCUGAGUCUGCAGGAGAAAUAAACUGAACACAUAGUUUUGUAGUCACUA
Capra hircus (goat) is the source of this 6150-nucleotide messenger RNA. It is a transcript of the gene TBC1D8B, whose product is annotated as TBC1 domain family member 8B. Gene Ontology annotation, molecular function: calcium ion binding. The record is from RefSeq and is a predicted model, not a curated record. The transcript is spliced from 21 exons. Bases 169 to 3531 code for a protein of 1120 amino acids. NCBI's taxonomy places the organism in Eukaryota, Metazoa, Chordata, Mammalia, Artiodactyla, Bovidae.